Setaria italica (foxtail millet) is the source of this 651-nucleotide messenger RNA. RefSeq names its product diacylglycerol kinase kappa-like. The transcript is spliced from 2 exons. The record is from RefSeq and is a predicted model, not a curated record. Bases 1 to 651 code for a protein of 216 amino acids. NCBI's taxonomy places the organism in Eukaryota, Viridiplantae, Streptophyta, Magnoliopsida, Poales, Poaceae.
AUGGCCCGCACCAGACGCACUUCCCGCAAGAGUGCUAUCCCCCAGUAUCGUCCUCUGGAGCCCGUGCAAGAGGUCGAAGCUCCUCCUUACUUUCUCUACCACCCGAGCGAUGACUCUAAGGAGGAUCCACUUUCACUGGAGGAGGAGCCUGAGCCAAAGUUUGAAGACGUGGAGAAUGCCCAUGAUGAGCCAACGCCUGCACCUACUCUAGCUCCAGCUCCAGUGCCUGCACCUACUCUAGCUCCAGCUCCAGCUCCAGCACCUGCACCGAGGCCUGAUCCAGAGGAUGACCCGGAUAAUGCUCGAGUUGGGGAGGAGGACGCGCCAGAGCCACCAAGAGACAACAACCGGGAGUUUAUGAGCCAUAGGCCCCCAACAUUCUCCCACUCUGCUGACCCGCUUUUGGCUGAUGACCUACUGAAGGCGGUGGAGAAAAUACUUACUAUCACUCAAUGCACGAACAGGGAGAGGGUCUUGUAUGCCUCAGGACGUCUGGAAGGAUCUGCUGCAAACUGGUGGGAUGCUUACACCACCGCUCAUGCUGAUGUUGAUGCUAUCACCUGGCUGGAAUUUAAGAACAGCUUUAGGACUCACCACAUUACUUCUGGUCUUAUGAAGCUUAAGAAGAAGGAGUUCCUUACUCUCAAGUAG